AUGGAGAUGGCUCUCCCGGUAGCCUCUGGAGUCAACCAGCAGCCGCUUCUGCCGCCGCAGGCGCUGCAGAAUCAACACCAGCGUCAGCCAAUCAGAAAGAAGUUGUCAAGAGACCGAGGCGCGAAGUUGAUUGAGAGAGCGGUGAGAGCCGAGAGAGAGGGUACGGCGGUGCUUAGGCAGUCGUCGGAGCAGCAGGGUCAGGAGCCCGCGGGUUGCGAGGGUGGGAGGCAGCGCGAGGAGCAUUCUGGGGAGAUGGUACCGGCUGUAGCAGGGGAUGUGAUGUUAGAGGGGAUGAGUGUAGCGGAGAGAGGUUGUGGCGACGGUGGGGAAGCAAGGAGCGUGGAAAUAAAGGAGGAGGAACAGGAGUGGGUGGUGGGGGAAGGGGAAGAGGCGAAGGAAGGGGAGGAGCGGGAGGAGGCGGGAGAUAACAGUAGGCAGAAGCAGGUGCAGGAAGAAAGGGAAGAGGAGGGGAGAGUGAAGCAGGAGCAGGGGCUGUCGAGCACAGGCUGUCAGAAUCAGCAGGAGGGGAUUGCUGAGGCGAGCAGACACGUGCAGGAUGGCACGCACGUGGCUGCGUUGGAGGGCGAAUGGGGCGAGGGCGACGGCGAGCAGGUUGUGUACAGGCUGUGCAGGGUGGACCCGGUUGACCCCGUUGACUCCGUUGACUUUCUUGACGCCGUGCCCAUAUCGGAGCGCGAGCUGGAGGAGCUCCAGGCGUGGAUGCUCCGCCAUGCGCCCGACGCGCUCGCCCUGCCCCUGCCGCCCGGAGCGCUGGGGGCUGCGGGGGAGGCGGACAUGGCGGAAUGGCCAUUGGGGGAAGGAUUAGGGUUGGCGGAGGAAGGCGGCGCGGACGAGCCCCCCCUGCCGUCGCCGCCACUUCUCUGGCGGAGCGGGGAGGUGGGAGUGAUAGGAACUGGGCAGCCACGUGGCAGGUCGCUAUUGGCCAGAGGGCAGGAACGAGGGGAAGGGCGGAUAGGGAGAGGCGUGAAGGCGGAACUAGGGUUCGGGCUGGAUGACGCGAAGAGUGGGCGGGACGGCCGCUCGAGUCAAUCGAAUCCCCGUGGGGCUGUUAACGGAGUGCUUGCUCCGGCAGCCAAUGAGACGAGGACAGGUGUGCACGCGCGUCAAGAGUUUCUGGAUUUUCUCCUGACGGAGAUUUCGCACCACGAGCUCGCAGUGGGGCAGAGUAGUGCAACCCCCCAACACCAUCCCCGCGCCGACCUCUCCGCCCCUGACUCUCUCCCCCCUCCGCUCCCCCCAUCCCACCAUCCAGCCCAUGAUCAUCACCAUCCCCCCUUCCUCUCCGCCCCGCGCUCCUUUCCCGCUCAUGGGCGGGUGGGGCGGCCAAGGGGAGCUCUGGGCGGGGUGCGGGGGAGGAGGGGGAGAGGUAGGGGCGUGGGAAUGGCUCGGCGCGCUGCUGACGGGGACGCGUUGGGGACGCCCACUGCAGCCGGCGCAAUAGUUAUGGGGGCGGGGGAGGAGCAAGGGGCGGAUGGCGGAGCACAGGGGGCGGGGGAGGAGAGGGAGGAGGGGGAGGGAGCCAGCGCUGGGGGAAGGGCGAGGGUGGGGCGCCGCAGCAGGAUGCGGAUGGGGGGACGGGGGACGGACGAGGAGGUGGUGCGGAGGGGUUGGGGGGCUGCGCAUGCUCUGUCAGCGGGGGAAGCAGGGGCGCACGGCGGGGCAGUAGGGGGGACGGAGGAAGGAGCAGAUGGAUUGGAGCGAGAUGGUCAAGAAGCCGGGCUAGGGGGGCACGGGCUAGGGUUAGGGUUAGGGUUAGAGGGAGGAGCGUGGGAGUGGUUAGGUUCUGGUGGAUGGCCCACUCGGCCUCGCAGCAGACGAGGUCAUGCAGGUCAAAUAGGUCAAGCUGGGCAGACGGGUCAACGGAGUCAACGCAGUCAACGACCACCUGCUGCCACAGCCGCUGAUCCGCCUGCUGAGGUGGGCCGGGCAGCUAUGGGGCAGUCAACAACGGGGGGGAAUGGCGCCAGUGGGCGCGCCUCAGCAAGCGCACUCCUUGGCGCUGCCCCACACCCGUCCAGCCCGCGCCAUCUCCGCUCCUCCCCCAUUGUUUCCGCCCCUGCUUCCCCCGUUGCACUGGCUAGAGGGGCGCAAGGGGGGGCGCAGCCGGCGGAGGAGGGCAGGGGGAGGAGAGUGAGUGCGCGGCGGGGCGGUGGGCGGCAGGCAGCAGCGCUGCAGGCCAAGGUAGAGCCGGGGGAGGUGUCUUUUGAGACUGCCACUGUGGCUGCGGCAGUGAGUGGCGCUGCUGCUGCAGCAGGAGGGGGAGCGGCGGUUGCAGGCGUGUCUGCUGCUCCUGCUGCGGAGGCAUCCGCGGGAAGGGGCGCGCGGAGUGGGAGUGAGGCGCAUCAGGUGGCGCAACAGGGCGGAGAGGCUACGGAGCGGGGGAGAGGGGGAGGAAAGAGGCGGAGAUUGCAGUCUGGGUGGCGGGCAAUGGGGGAAGGGAGAGUGAAGCGGGAGGGGGAGGGACGAGGAGAGGCUGAAGAGGCAGAUGGAAUUGGGGAGGGAGUGCGGGAGGGGGGUGAGUAUAUAGUAGCAGAUGGUGCAGGGGAGGGUGGAGGAGACGAGGCGAGAUCAGAGCGAAUGAGUGAUGACGCGGACGACUCUGGUGCUUCAGGGGCUGAUUAUGCCGAAGAUGCUGCAGUGGGUGCACACGCAGACGGUGGUGCUGCCGCUGCCAGCGCUGCUGCGGAUGCGCGUGCGUCUGUGGACGGCGCUGGAGCAGGGGAGUGGAAGGAGGCAGGGAGCAGGGUCGCACGUGGAAAGGGCGUGAGGGCGGGACGAGGAAGAGGCAGAGGCAGAGGGCGGGGCAGGUGGAAGGUGGAGGGGCGGCUGGGAAGGGAUGUGCCCGGGAGAAGGGCGAGGAGUAGGGAGAAAGGGGCGGUUGGAGAAGCUGGGUUGAAAAGCCGUGUGGGUGGAGAAACAGAAGCAGGAGAGGAAGAAGAAUCUGGCUGGGCGAGUGACCUGAGGGAAGGGAAGGGAGCAGAGGAGGAGAGAGUGGGGGAGGAGAGAGGGCAGUCAGAAGGAGCGAGGGAGGUGCAAGAGAUCAGUGCCGGGCGAAAUGGGAUGGAAGGGGAAAGUAGGGGCAGGGGUGAGGCAGGCGAAGGGGCAAGUGAGGUAGAGCAAGGGAGAGUGGGUGAAAGGGAGGGCGUGAGCGGGGCUGUGGCCCCUUCGGUGUCAAGGCAGCUGAGGCUGCAGCGACGGCAGAUGAUUCAGAAGCAGUGGGAGGAGCGCCAGCGCAUGCAGCAGCAGGUUCGGCAGGCUGAGGCUCGGCGGAAACAGGUUCGGCAAACACAGGGGGAGCAAGCGCCGGUUCGGGAGGGGUGGCGAGAGGCAGAGGAGGAGCGCAUGCCGUCCCAAGGUGGGGCCCUGGCAGUCCCUGGUGCCGCUGUUGUGGGAAAGGCUGAGGACGGAGAGAUGGGCGCGGCCAGGGCGGGAAGAGACGAGGGAGAAGCAGGGAAGGAAGGAGUGGAAGAAGUGGAAGGAGGAAGAGCAAGGAUGCAGGAGGUGGGCGAGAUCACGGGAGGCGAAGUUGCAGUGAUGGCGGAGAGUGUAGGAGGGGUGGCGGGCAGAGCGGACAGCAUGGCGGCAACAGGGGGCAGCGCAAUGAGUGCGGGGAGGGCAGGGGAAGAGGAGGAGGAAGGGGAGGGGAAGAUGCGUUUGGCAGAGGCAGGUGAGGAGGAGCGGGGCGAUGGGAGUAGGCGGAUGGCUGGUGGCGCUGCAGCUGAGGGGGCGAGACAGAGGCAUGUGGGGGAAGGGGAGCAGGAAGAGCAGGUGCAGAGGAGAACGGGCAUGACAGGGCGGCAGGUGGAGUGUGUGGGUGAUGAGAGGCGUUUGGUGGAUGGGCAUGGGCGUGCUCUUGGUACGAAGGCAGAAGACGCGGUUAAGAAAGUGGGGAUAACUAGAGAUGGUGAUGUGGAAGACUCACAGAUGGUAGAUGAAACGGUAGAUGCAACGCAUGUACAGUUACAGGCACUGACGCAUACUGAGGAGCUGACAGAUGAUAGGAACCAGACACGUGCAGGUGGAGCAGGUGAGGCAGAGGCACAAGCAGGUGCCGUUGCACAUGUACAGGUGGCACAGGCUGACGUGGCACACGCCGAGGUGGCUAAAGCUGCUGCAGAUAGGGUUAGGCAAGACGAGGGCAAGUCGGGGCCGUGUGUUGAGCUUCUGGCGAGGAAUGGAGUGCAGAGAGAGGCACUACAGGGGGAGAGAGUGGAGAGAGAGGGAGUGGAGAGGGAGGGAGUCGGGAGGGUUGAAGUGGUCAGGCAACACAAGGGACGGAUGACAGGCGAGCAGCAGCACGCAGGGGGACAGAGGCGACGAGUGAAAGCUGGACAGGCAGGGCAGCAGGCGCAUGAGGAGCAGCAGGCGAGCAGGCAGACGCCUGGGUGGAAGGAAGGGCAGGCAGGGAGGCAGGGGCGUGAGUGGAGCGGCAGAGGGUCGGCUGAGGACGGAGGCGUUGAGAGGGUUGGUGGCGGCAGUGGAAGAUUUGGGGGUGGUGAGCAAAAGGGGCCGGCGGGCAGCAGUCCGCAGCACUUGUUGACAGAUGCGCGUGCUGGUGACCCCGCUCCUGCACACACCACGGCUCACACUCCUGCACACACCACGGCUCACACUCCUGCACACACCACGGCUCACACUCCUGCACACACCACGGCUCACACUCCUGCACACACCACGGCUCACACUCCUGCACACACCACGGCUCACACUCCUGCACACACCACGGCUCACACUCCUGCACCGUCCCCUACUUGUAAUGUGUUACCAACCGCGCAGCUGCCUGCAGCGCAGCAGAUUGCUGAAACGAGUCCAGGCUUGGGCGGUGAUGCUGGUUGGAGUGAAGAGGCACGAGGGAAGGCGCAAGUAGGCGAGCUGAGAGAACAGCUGCAAGGUGGGGAGGAGACGGAGGGGACGCAGAGGCAAGAUGCGGCAGAAGGGCAGGGGGCAGAGAGGCAGCAGGUGCAGGAGACGCAGCAAGAGUAUGGAAGGCAGCAAGAGGACGAACGGAAGCAGGUGGAGCAGCGAGACAAGGGGGCUAGGGAGGUGGUGAGAGGUAAGGAGAACGAAGAGGGCCAAAAGGAAGCAAAUGCUCUGCCUGGUGAUGCAGCAGUUACAGCUGGUAAUGGGAGUGGAUUAGAAAGUGGUGUUGGUGGGGGCGGUGGGAAAAGCGAGGGGAGAAUGGAGGAGGCUAGCAGAGAAGCGCAAGCAGCAACAGGAGCAGCGGGAGUGAGUGGGAGAGGAGGGGAUGAGAGAGGAGGGAGUGAGAAGGUGCCAGAGAAAGGAGUGAGUGAGAGGAGCCGCAGGAAGAGGGUGCUUAACUCGAGGUACUAUGAGGGGGGGUUCCAAUACGAGGGUGACUAUAUCGAAGGGGAGGAGGGGCAGCCCUCUGAACCAGACAUGGACUGGCAUCCCACUGGUGCUGACGUGGCAGCAGCUGGAAGGGGAGGAGGAGGGGGAGGAGGAGGGUUGGGCGUGGGAGGUCAGAGUGGGGACUAUGCUGCCACAUUAGGAUUUACUGUGGAUGCUGACGUGGCAGGCAUGGCACGAGCCGUGAUGGCCUGGGGAAGGCAGCAGGUGGGGGAGGGCGCUUCCUCUCUGCCCGAUGCUGCCAACAUGCCUGAAUCUGCUGCUGCUCGUGUGGCUGCUGCUGCUGCUGCAGGUGGUGGUGGUGGUGGUUGGGGGGCAGAAGGGGAAGUGAGAGGAGCGGUGGGGGGGAAGGGAGCAGGCAGGGGGAGGGCAGGGGGGAGGGGAGUGGGGAAAGGGGACGGUGGUGCUGCUGUGGGGGGAAGAGCAAAGCGGGGCAGGGUGGGCGAGGGCGGCUUGGAGGCUGCUGGGGGCAGUGCAGGGGAAGAGGCGGGGGAGGGGGGUGAGCGGGGGGGAGGUGGGGAUGGUUGGGCAGGGGGGGUGGAGGAGGUAGGUGGAGUAGGAGUGAUGGCAUCACAGGUUGCUGCUGCCAAGGAGAGACCUCCAGCAAAAAAGAAGAAAUCCUCACUGUCAUCGUCGGCAGCAGCAGCACCACCGGUACCAGCAACAGCCAGCGUGACGUCCCCCCAGAGGCAGCUGCUGGCUCAGCAGCAGCAGCAGGUGCAGGUGCAGCAGCGGGGGGGCGGUGUGGCGGGUGGUGGGGGCAGAGGGAAGGGUGGCAGCAGAAAGGGCGAGGCAAGGUGGUCGCGGACGCCUGCGGGCGGAGGAGGAGGAGAAGGGGCGCAGGGAGAGGAAGGGGCGGUAGCAGCAGCAGCACAGGGGGGGACAGGAGCAGCAGCAGCGGCAGCAGGAGCAGCAGUGGGAGGGUUGGCAGGAUGGGCAGCGGCAGGAGCGGCAGGAGCGGCAGGAGCAUCACCCCCAGGCGCCACCCCACCAGGAGUCAGCCUGCUAGGGGGUGCUCUGGACGGCAAGCUGCAGGAAGCUUCCUGGAUGGAGCUCUCCAGCAUGGUCGGCCUCUCCCCUGUCCCAGCGCUCACCCCCCUGCCUCCUGCCGCCCUUGCCGACCACCCUGCCGCCCUCUCCUGUGGGCUUGCCGCCCGGGCCCUUCCAAGUGGAACCGUGGGGAAGCAACAAGGGGGGGGUUUCGUGGACACUGGGGGUGUAGGGGGUGGGGCGAGAGGAGGGGGAGAUGAGGGGUUGGGGGGGAUGGCAGGCGGGGGCGGGGAGUGGGGGGGAGGAGGGGGUAGUGGGGAGAGUGGGGACGAGGUGGGGGCUCCGAUGAGCCCCUCGGGUACACCCUUGAGUCCUCCCUCCCUGCAGCAGCAGCAGCGUCAUGGGAUGGAGAGGGGGAGUGUGGCAGCAGCUGCUGCUCCUGCAAGUGGUGGUGGGGGGGGGUCGAAGAAGGCGGGAGGAGGGCGGGCGGAGGGGGGAGGGGGGGCGCGGAGGCAUGGAACAUCUGGGCGGGCGGGGAAGAAGGCAGCUGGUUCGGGAGCAACUGGGGUGGCAGCAGCAACAGGGCCAGCAGCAGCAGGAGCAGGACUAGCAGGAGCGCCAGCAGUAGCAGCAGCGGCUGCAUUUUCUGACUUUGGAGGGGUGAGCAGUGGUGGCAGCGGGGGAGAGGGGGCGGGCGACGCGCGCAUGUACACGGCGAAUGGGGGGCUGCGGCGCAAGCACCACCGGCCGUGGACGCUGCGGGAGGUGAUGAUCCUCGUGGAUGGCGUGGCGCGGUGCGGUGGGGGCAAGUGGGCCGACAUCAAGAAGCUCGCCUUCGCCUCCAUUGGCUACCGCACUGCCGUUGACCUCAAGGACAAGUGGCGCAAUCUCCUGCGUGCAAGCAGGAUGGCGCUCCAGCCACCCAAAGAGCAGGGCGAACAGCGCAAGAAGCAGGUGUCGGCGUCCAUCCCACCCGCCGUGCUGGCGCGCGUGAGGGAGCUGGCGCAGCAGCAGGAGGCGCAGGCCCACCUCAAGCUGCACGCCACCGCUGCCGGGGGGGGUGCAGGGGGGGCAGCAGCGACGGGCGGAGGGGCAGGGGAAGGGGGAAGUGCGGGGGAAGGGGGUUCAGGGGAAGGAGGAGGGACAGGGGGAGGAGGGGGGGCAGAGAAAGGUGGGAUGACAGGGGAAGGGGCGGGAGGCAAGGAAGGGGAAGGUGAGGAACACGGGGCUGCUGCUGCUGCUGAAAGGGUUGGAGGGGUCGCGACUGAACCUCAAGCACCUCCCCCUUAUUCAUCCACACCAGCUGCAAGCACCCCUCUCAGCCCUCCUCUGCACCGCCUCACCUCCCCCCCCUUCCCCUCUGCCUUCCCCUCCACUCUCUCCCACCCCCCCUCUCCUGCCUCCGCCCUGCCAAACCUGUUUUCCGCGCCUCGCUUCGGCCCGGACCGGACGUCUGCAGAGGAGGAGCAAGGGGGGUCGGGGGGGGAGGAGCUGGCAGGUGGGGGAGAAGGAGGGGAAGAGGGCUUUGGAGAGGGAGUGGACGAGGGAGAGUUAGAGGGGGAGGGGGAGGGGGAGGUGCAGCAGGGGUGUGAGGAGGACGAGGAGCUGAUAGGGCUGGCAGAGAGCUUCAGGAGCAGCGCGGACGUUAUGGACCUGCCCUCGUGGGCUUGA
Messenger RNA from Closterium sp. NIES-65, 8049 nucleotides. Lineage: Eukaryota; Viridiplantae; Streptophyta; Zygnematophyceae; Desmidiales; Closteriaceae. The record is from the annotation of a GenBank genome assembly.